AUUGGCUGCAAAACAAACAUAUUUAAAGAGUUUACUAUUUUGAAAUAUUACAACUUAGUGUGGUUUAAAAAACUUGGCCAAGAUAUUCCCUAGCUAUUCCUGUCUAAACAUUUUAAAACUUAUUUAAUUAUUACUUAGUCUAUUGUGAACUAAUUCGGAUUUUUAAUUGAAUAUUCGCAAAGGAAGUUUUAAAAAUGUUCGAAUCUAAAUAUUAGACUGCCAAACGUGAGUAUUCCUAAUCGAAAACUUAUUAGAAGCUGUUGGCUUAUUUGGCUGCAAUUCUAUGGCAAUCCAACGUAAAAUGCUCUCCGUUUGUUGAGCUGCGAAAAGCUCCUGGACCCGGCAAAUGUUCCAGCCAUAUGGGCUGUAGAUCCUGACCGAUUCCCAGUGUUCCUCGUUGUCCGUUUUGUUUGCCUCCUUCUGUUCUCCGCCUUUUUUACUUUUGCUUUUCUGCACGCAGCUGCUGCGCAGGGAGGGAAGGGCACGGAAAUGUGAUUAAAGCCUUCCGUGGCGGUCGGAACUUAGGGGCUACCUUUGACGGCGCCGCCUCAGGAAAUUCCACUUAACUGGCCAUUAAAUAAGGUUCGAACAUAUAUCCAAUUUAUCCAAAUUUAUGGUUACAAUUGAUGGGUUCACUCUCGAAAAGUCAAUGAAGCGUUUGCGCAGACAGCGAACGCGAACACAAAAGAAAAUGCACGAUGUUGCUGCCACUGGCUGCAAACUUACACUUUUGCACGUUGAACGCGUUCGACUUGGGUUUCCCCAGUUGCUAGCACUUGCGGGAUGGCAAUUAAGUGCCAGGGCUGCACAGUCGCAAAACAGCGUUUUGGCAUUCUUUUGCCCGCUAAAUCGCCAGGGCUGCAAAGGUGGGCACGUUCAGCUAGCAAUAACAAAGAGUGAUUUUUCAUUAAAUUUUAUCGAUAGUUGUACUAAACUGUUUAACAUAGCAAAAGCCCAAUUUUAAUAGAAAUUCUUUUACUUUGUUUACCUAUGGUAAAAUAAGUC
This is a messenger RNA of Drosophila yakuba, 1005 nucleotides long. RefSeq lists its product as uncharacterized. Lineage: Eukaryota; Metazoa; Arthropoda; Insecta; Diptera; Drosophilidae. The transcript has 2 exons. Bases 614 to 964 code for a protein of 116 amino acids. The record is from RefSeq and is a predicted model, not a curated record.